This is a messenger RNA of Xiphophorus maculatus (southern platyfish), 1310 nucleotides long. Its product is annotated as P2Y purinoceptor 4-like. The record is from RefSeq and is a predicted model, not a curated record. Bases 19 to 1119 code for a protein of 366 amino acids. Gene Ontology annotation, biological process: G protein-coupled receptor signaling pathway. The transcript is spliced from 2 exons. Lineage: Eukaryota; Metazoa; Chordata; Actinopteri; Cyprinodontiformes; Poeciliidae. Gene Ontology annotation, molecular function: G protein-coupled receptor activity. Gene Ontology annotation, cellular component: plasma membrane.
CUCAUUUGGCAACUUCCCAUGCAGCUACUGACAAGUGUGGCAGAUGAGAUGAUUUUCACCCUGACAACAGGUCCUGGUGUUGCAACAAAAAACAUGGUGGAAGUGACCAGUGUUGGGGAUUUCACAACACCACUAACCACCAACAACUCAUCUGAUUGCCAGGGAGAGAACCAGCAUUUUGCUCUCACCUUCUUCCUGUGUCUGGUGUUCUUCAUCGGAUUCCUCCUAAAUAUGUUCAGCUUGUGGGUGUUCUGUUGUCGUUUUCCAUGCUGGACGUCUGGAACCAUCCUGCAGUUCCACCUGGCCCUGAGUGACGCCAUCGCCACUCCGGUGACCCCCUUGAUGGCUGUGUACUUCGCCAUGGGUAAUGACUGGCCCUUUGGCCACUUCCUCUGCCAGGUGAAGAUCGCCCUGCUGAGCUCACAUUUUUACGGCAGCACUAUAUUUCUUACUCUCAUCAGCAUCCAUCGCUACAUUACUGUGGUGCACUUCAACAAAUGCUGCCGCUUCAAGCGGAAGGCUUUUGUUCGAAAACUCUGUGCAUGUAUGUGGUGUUUGUUGGCGAUCCAGGCUCUGAUCUAUGCAAUCCUGCUCCCUCCCAGCAAAGAGAAAGGGAGCAGUCAAUGUCUCUCCAUCCAUCAGAGAAAUCUGACCAAUUUCUACUUCAUCAUUAACUUCUUCCUGUUCAUCUUUGGAUUCCUGUUUCCUUUCUCUGUCUCUGCUAUCUGUUAUGGCCGCUUGGCAAACACACUGACAAACCUUAACAUCAGCACAGCCAAAGGUCUGAAAGUCAAGCUGAAAUCUCAGAGGAUGAUAGGUGUGUGCCUGCUUAUAUUCGGCGUGUGCUUCCUGCCUUUGAAUAUUGUACGAACUCUGGGAGUCGUGUUGAAGAAAUUCUAUCCGGGAGAAUGCAGUGUUCUCCAGCAGAUUGAGACGGCCUACUACACCACCUGGAUCUUAGCCGGUGUGAACAGUUGUCUGGACCCCAUGCUGUAUUGUUUUGGUUCUCAGAAUUUUCGAGAUGCAUUUCAGUCUCUCCGGGCUGGGAAGAUGGAUGUUCCGAACAGACCGAACAGGAGUGAAUCAGAAAUGACUGCAAAUCAGAGAGAGAUGGAUUAACUGAAGCCCAAAGCAUAGCUUGAACCAUCUGAUCAUCUUUACAACUUGAAUUAUUAUUGCCAUUGACCUCAUGGAGACUGAAGUAAUCUGGAAAGUUAGCAAGUUGUAUUUCUUUCAUCAGUUAGUUGCAUUAUUCCAGUAUUAACAAAAACUACUGGAUUGUAGUUAUGUUUAUUUUUGAUGAAUAAUUU